Molecule: messenger RNA, 2477 nt
Organism: Rhipicephalus sanguineus (brown dog tick)
Lineage: Eukaryota; Metazoa; Arthropoda; Arachnida; Ixodida; Ixodidae
Exons: 4
Coding region: 952-2463 (503 amino acids)
Source: RefSeq, a predicted model, not a curated record
CAAGAUUCGCACGUGUGUUCACGAUGAUGAUUUGCGUAUUUCUCACACGGCGUUGAACCGUGAACGACGAACGACUACGUGACCGAUUACCGAACGCAACUUGCUUCACGUAGCGCCCCAAAGCAGGCGCGACGUCCGCCUAGAGGCAAGCUCAAGAGAAAAAAGAACAGGAAAGUCGAAUACAUGGGCUACGCCUUCGUAACGACGGAGCUGUGUUAGCUCUGGAUGCCAAAUACCGCGCAUCAACCUCAUCUGGGGGAUUGUCGUAGGCAAGCAAUGGUUGUAUAAUAGGAUUCAAUGCCGGUUGCGUGUAUACGUCUCUAUUCGGAAGGCAAAGCAAUCCGCGGAACGCCCUGUAUAGCAGACGACGUCGUUGUCGUCUGCUCAGUGGCGCGCGGAGUCGCUCGCUUGCCCCGCAAGCAAUGGCGGCCGCGCCUACGGCGCCGCCGCCGCCGGGGAAGCCAUACUACAAUGGCGGUCGCACGUCCGGGACGGGGCCAAGCGGACUGGAACAGCGCUUGUCCUUUCUUCGCGCCAGCCCAGUUGAAUCCGUGCACACAUGACACACGCUCCGUGUGCGUGGCGUGAGGCACGAUGCCCUACAAUAACCGAGCGACGACGGCACCUCUUCUUUUUCUUUCUUUCUUACCAUGACCAGAAGAGACAGGCCGGCAUGCACGCACACACAGGUCUACACUGACGUUGGUGGAGGUGGCGUAGCGGUCUCCCUGGCGGACUCCGCGGUGUGAAACCAAGAGGACACGUCGUAGUCGACGCCGCACACGACGUGGGAUCGAGUAACAGAUAGGAUCACUGCCUAAGGAGCCAAGUUGCAACAGUGUCGAAUGGAACCAGUGCGCUGAGCGGGACUUAGCCGCGAGAGGAUCGCCGCAAACGUCGUCUUUCAUAUUCGUUCCAAGUCACUCCAGGUCACGCACUCUUUAGUCUAUCAUGGCACCCUCACUCUGGGCACCUUCGCUCGUGUUCCUGGGAACCUGCUCCUGCUGGGCGCUGGCGUCCGGCGGCACCUCCUCCGCGAUGGUGGGCCUCCUGGCAACGUCCAGAUCUCUGAGUCCGAGCUCGUGGCACGCUAACAGAACCGGGAGCAGCAGCGCGUCGGCCGCCAGAGUGGGCGCCAGUUCCGCGUCGUGGAGCCUUCCCAUAACCAGCAGUUUCCUGCCGUCGUCAGCGCCACCUUUUUCGACCACGACCGAAUCGCCCUCCAGCUACCUCAAGAACCACGCGACCAGCUACUCCUUGCCUACUGUCCAGGCCGGAAGCAAGGACCCCGCGCACAAAUUGAGCUCAGCGAACUUACUCUACACGGGCUCGCCGAGCAGCCACGCCGCGUACGCGGCCGCCGCUUACUACGCCACGUCGUCGACGUCCACCACGACCACGACGACGACACCGCGACCCUUCUCGUACAAUCUGCCGUACAGCCCCGUAGACCACUACUUCGACAGGAACACCGCCGGAAGUGGCGGUCACAAGGCGUCGGCGACGUUCAAGCACGGGACGUCGUCCUUCAAGCAGCCGUCCAGCGGCGGGGGUGGCUACUACACCUCCGAAGAUUACGAGGACGAAGAGGACGACCGCGACGAAGCCCGCAGGGACCGGUAUCACCUGACCAGGAACGACGCGCUCAAGCCGUCGGACUAUGACUCGGCCGAGACGUCGCCUCCCACGUACGUGAAGACCAAGUAUGGCUACACGGCUCGAAACCCCCUGUUGAUGACCAGCGAGAGCUCUAAGGUCCUGUCGGGAGUGAGUCGCGGAGACGUCGACAAGAGCGUCUCCGCGUCUAGCGGCGGAGGGAACCGGCUGGGCGACAAGGAUGUCGGAGACAAGACAUAUGCGACGGCGUCCAGCGACCACUACGACUACAAGGGAGGCUUCGUGGCGGCUGACUACGCGGACGACUUCGGAUUCCCGGACCUGGAUCCCCACUACCUGCCGUACCUCCAGCACCGGCGCAAGCACCACAGUGGCAAGGGACCGCUAGCCCUGCUCCUGGGCCUUCUGCCCCUGGGCCUACUCAUGGCAGCACUCGUCCCGAGUGUCAUCAACCUUCCGGUGGCCGCGGUCGGAGCCGUGGGCGCGGCGGGAAGGAGGCGCAGGGAAGCUCCGAGCUACCGGAACCCCAUCUUAGACUCCAUCGCCAAGUUCGGCGUGAACAGUCUGGAAGACCCUCUCUGCCUGCAGCGCAUCUUCUGCGAGGUGACGGCGCAGGGCAAGGCGCCGGAAUCCCUGCCGGUCCAGAAGGUCUUCUACACGCUGUCGACACUAGUCAACGAUCUCUGGGCCGAGAGGCUGGGCCUCAAAGUCCUGUUCGGAGCAGUCAAGAAAGGACAGUGCGAAGUGUUCCGGUGCAAAGCGGCGAAGCCAACCAAGCGGGGAAAGCACAGGAGCAACAAGUCGAAAAACAAGGACGCGAGCGCGAAGAAGGCUCCCAAGGAAUAAAAGUGCGGUUACAC